AAAAAAAAACCGAAACCGUUGUAUUCUUAAACCCUUGUCUCCCGAGUCCCGCCGUCAUCCUUGCUCGAGUAGCUUCGUUUGUCCCCUGCUUGAAGAAUCGGGCCGUUCACUCUCGCUGGAACCCUAUUUGGUGAAACCCAUCCACCCGCGAAAAUCCCUGCUCGACAAAGUAGUUCGGCUGCGUUUGAUCCCUGCUCUUCCUCAACCCUAGUUUACACUACCUUCCCUUGACAUCGCAGUGAAGAAACCCCUGGAACUGACGAUUUUGGUUAAACCCCUCUCAACAUCAGUAGUGCGAAUUCGGCUGGAACCCUUUUGGUGAAAUUCCUGCUCUCCAUCUCUCUUGUCCCUCAGAUCUUCAAGGUGUGACACAGAAAGUUUCAUUAAAAUUUGGUCUUUUAUGAGAGCUUGAAAAGUGAAAUAGAGUUGCAGAGAGCAGCAGAGGACUUCAGCAAUUAGUCCCCCAACAAUCUCUCCAUAGUCUGAUCAACCAGAGGAAGGGUAAUUUGAAGGAUAUCUCUCAUGUCAUAUAGUCGAGGACGUGAUUUCUUAUUCUGUGACAUGUGUGGAACAUUGCUUUCUUUGAAUUCGAGUAAGCAUGGUGAUUGUCAAUUAUGUGGAUGCAAGCAUGCCGCAAAAGUUGCCUUUUCCAGAUAUUAUUAACAGAGAAACAUCCUACACAGUAACUGCUGAGGAUAUAAGAAGAGAUCUUGGCAUUGAACCCUUUGUGAUACUGGAUGGGAUAAACACAGAUGAGGGAUCAGUGCAAAGAGCUGUGGUAAAUGAACCAUGUCCACGCUGCCAUCAUCCGCAGCUUGAGUAUUACACUAAACAGUUGCGGUCAGCAGAUGAAGGGCAGACUGUUUUCUAUGAGUGCCCCAAGUGCAGGCAUAAAUUUUCAAUCAAUACAUGAGAAUUCAUUGUGGUUUCAAAACAAGCUUGACAAAUGUAUUCUUUUGGGGCAAGAAGAAAGAGGGAGGAGGGGUUGUACAUUGCUACUCUGUAGAACUGCAGAUGAUAUUUAGACAAUUUUGUUGAAGUUGGAAAUAGUAAGUCUACGAGACACAAAUUUUGCAUUUUCUUUAAGAGGGCUGGAGACUUAGGGUUGAGGGCUUGAGUUUCAAAGUUCAAUUGAUAGUGGUCAAUGUAAACUAAGGAAAAUCUGUUUUGAUUUUGAUUAACUUUGUCCAUGUAUUAAACAUUGAUGGAACCAAGUAAAAAGAGUAUACCACACCCAUCUUAUCAAUUGAAUUUCAGUUUGUUUCA
This is a messenger RNA of Macadamia integrifolia, 1266 nucleotides long. Its product is annotated as DNA-directed RNA polymerase I subunit RPA12-like. Gene Ontology annotation, molecular function: nucleic acid binding; DNA-directed RNA polymerase activity; zinc ion binding. NCBI's taxonomy places the organism in Eukaryota, Viridiplantae, Streptophyta, Magnoliopsida, Proteales, Proteaceae. Gene Ontology annotation, cellular component: RNA polymerase I complex. The record is from RefSeq and is a predicted model, not a curated record. Gene Ontology annotation, biological process: termination of RNA polymerase I transcription; DNA-templated transcription. The transcript is spliced from 7 exons. The coding region runs from base 599 to 913 and encodes 104 amino acids.